Caretta caretta (loggerhead turtle) is the source of this 4877-nucleotide messenger RNA. It is a transcript of the gene COL15A1, whose product is annotated as collagen type XV alpha 1 chain. Gene Ontology annotation, molecular function: extracellular matrix structural constituent conferring tensile strength. NCBI's taxonomy places the organism in Eukaryota, Metazoa, Chordata, Testudines, Cheloniidae. The record is from RefSeq and is a predicted model, not a curated record. Gene Ontology annotation, biological process: extracellular matrix organization.
AACUGGCUUCAGAGCUACAUUACAUAAGGACACAAAUGGUUAGUAAGAAAUAUUUAGGCUGUAAGUUAGACACCUAAGAUCACAAAACACGUUUGAAGGUGGCUUAUGAAGUCUGGCAGCAACGUAAAACAACUUUCAGCAGUUUUUAGGAUGACGUCAUUUCUUCUUCACUUUUACUAGCUGUAAAAAUUGGAGACAGCAAUCAAGCAAUUGGAGAGGGAAGUGUGAGGCUUGAUUUGUUGUCUGCAGCACUGAAAGAUGUUCAGCAAACUAGCCUGGAUUAUUUUCCUAAUGCAGUCUGGGUUUAUAGAAGGGCAAUGGUGGUGGCAACGGCUGUGGGGCACCACACAAACAACUACUUCACCUGUAGCCACAACUGUCAACACUAUCACUUUAAAUGUAAGUGUGCCUAAAGGCUACGUAACAAAUGGAGUUUCACGGAGUCGGACUACAGGUAGCACAAGGGCUCCUGCAGGGAGCAUCACUUCUACUGUAUCUUCAGGUGCCGCUGGAGUUUCUUCUGAAUCCACUUUGCCAGGUGGAGAAGCAGUAAUUAAUUUUUCCAAGAAAAAAGCUCUCUCAGAACUGGACUUAAAGACAGGAAAGAAAAUAAGUCAGGGGAAACAAAAGAAAACAGAACGAGGAUCAAAGGGUCAUCUUGAUCUGACAGAGCUGAUAGGAGUUCCACUCCCUCUUUCUGUCUCCUUUAUCACUGGCUAUGGAGGGUUUCCAGCUUACAGUUUUGGACCAGAUUCUAACAUCGGCCGUUUGACAAGCACUUUAAUACCACAGACCUUCUAUAGUGAUUUUGCUAUCAUAGUUACAGUAAAACCAAACAGCGAUGAUGGAGGUGUACUAUUUGCAAUAACGGAUGCCUUUCAGAAAACUAUAUACUUGGGAAUGAGACUAUCGCCAGUUGAUGAUGGCACCCAGAGAAUAAUCAUGUACUACACAGAGCCUGGUUCCUACAUCUCCCGAGAGGCCGCUUCAUUUAAAGUUCCAGUGAUGACUAAUAAAUGGAAUCGGUUUACAGUGACUGUUCAGGGAAAUGACGUUGUUCUGUUCAUGGACUGUGAAGAAUAUAACAGAGUUCAGUUUCAGAGGUCACCUCAGGCCUUGCAAUUUGAAUCCAACUCUGGUAUAUUUGUUGGAAAUGCAGGAGCAACAGGAUUGGAAAAAUUCACAGGGUCGAUUCAACAACUAAUGAUCAAACCUGACCCAAGGGCUACUGAAGACCAAUGUGAAGAUGAUGACCCAUAUGCAUCAGGAGAUUCUAGUGGCACUGGUAGCAUUCAAGAGCAGGAAGGAGUUCCUGAGACACAAGAAGUCAUUGCAUCUUCUCAAACCCUACCUGAAGAAAGAAUAGCUGAACCUGUAGGAGCACCUCCAACGGUGUCAGCUCAAUCAGAAGAAAUGGAUUUCUCAGGACAUCAUAUAUUAGAUGAAACAACUGAACCACCUACAAUCAAAGAACAAGGUUCAACAAAUGCUGGAAAUCAACAUGAAAGUGACACCACUACAGUAGCCCAGGAAAUUCUAAAACCAGAAGCUGGUUCUGGUGCUAUUGUUUUGCAAGGAGUGAGCAGAGAAAAGGGUCAAAAAGGUGAGAGAGGCGAAAAAGGAGAGCAAGGGCCACGAGGGCCACCAGGACCACCAGGAAAGUCAGAACUAGAAGAAAUGCAGACAGGGAUUCAAGGACCCCCUGGGCCCCUAGGAAAACCUGGGCGAGACGGUGAACCUGGCAUUCCUGGUAAAGAUGGCUUGCCAGGUGAAAGAGGACUUCAGGGGUUGCCAGGUUUGAAGGGAGAGGACGGCCUUAAAGGAGAAAAGGGUGAGCCCGGUGUGGGACUGCCAGGACCACCAGGACUUCCAGGCCCUCCCGGCCCAUCCGCUCCAUUCAGAGGAUUUAGUAGACUGGAACCUGAAGGAUCUGGAUCUGGUGACCUUGACCGAGACAGUGAGGUUUUAAGAGGUCUCCCUGGGCCACCAGGCCCUCCAGGAUUACCCGGAGCACCAGGAAAACCUGAUUCAAAUGCAAGAUCCCCUGGAUCACCAGGGAAAGAUGGGAAAGAUGGACCUUCUGGUGAGCCAGGCCCUCCAGGACCCCAAGGACAUCCUGGACUUGAUGGAAUGGUUGGCCCUCCUGGAAAGAAAGGAGAAAAAGGUGAUCAAGGUCUACCUGGUGCAGUUGGCCCAAAGGGAGAUGCUGGAGAUAUUGGAUCACCAGGCCCAGAAGGCCAGGCAGGUGCUGAUGGGCAGCCUGGAAAGCCUGGGCCUCAAGGACCACCAGGACCACCGGGGCCACCUGGCCCAGGCUAUGGGUUUGGAUUUGAGGACAUGGAAGGGUCAGGGAGCAUCAGUUUGUUGAGUGAACCCAGAGUUCCAGGAUCAAGAGGGCCAAAUGGUCCUGUUGGGGAGACUGGACAGCGUGGGCCAAUGGGACCAAAGGGAGAAAAAGGGGAUACUGGUCCACCAGGUAUAGCAGGUUUAAAGGGUGAGCAAGGUGCAGAUGGAAAACCUGGAUUUCCCGGUGUUGCUGGACGUCCUGGAGAUGUAGGUCCCAAAGGGGACAAGGGUGACACAGGAUCCAAGGGUGAACCAGGACGGGAUGGUGCCAGUAUUGUUGGACCACCAGGGCCACCAGGGCCACCAGGGCCAAUCAUAGCAGUACCACAGCUACUUCUCAAUGAUACGGAUGGAAUUUCUAAUUUUACGGGAAUUAAAGGACUGCUUGGGCCUUCAGGGCCAGAUGGCAGGCCCGGUUUACCAGGAUUUCCUGGCCCAAGGGGACCAAAAGGUAAUAUUGGACUGACUGGAUUACAAGGACCAAAAGGACAACCGGGUGAAAAGGGAGAACCAGGAGUUAUCAUAUCUGCAGAUGGAUCUCUAAGAGAACUUACAGGACGACAAGGGCAGAAGGGUGAGCAUGGGGCAGUGGGACCACGAGGGCCUAUGGGACCAGUAGGACCUUCUGGACCUAAGGGAGAACUUGGUAUACCUGGACGACCUGGCCGCCCAGGAUUGAAUGGACUGAAAGGUGUAAAAGGUGAACGGGGUGUAACAUUAUAUGGUCCCCCUGGCUUGCCUGGGCCCCCGGGGCCUCCUGGACCUCCAGGGGCUAUAAUUCACAUCAAAGGAACAGUUUUCCCAAUUUCUCCCAGACCUCACUGCAAAAUGCCAGUUGGCACUGCUCAUCCUGGAAACCAAGAUGCUAACAUUCAUGGUAUGAAAGGCGAGCCAGGCUCCUGGGGACUGCAUGGCCCACCAGGCUUAAAAGGUGAAAAAGGAGAGAGAGGCUCACCUGGACUACCAGGUCCUCCUCUGCCUUCACCAUAUUUCAACCACUUUGUUAAUAGCAUGAAGGGUGAGAAAGGAGACAAUGGAGAAACUGGCUUCAAAGGGGAAAAAGGUGAACCAAGUGGAGGAUUUUUUAUGUCAGGGCCUCCUGGACCCGCUGGACCUCCUGGAAGACCAGGACUAGUUGGGCCAAAGGGGGAUUCGAUUGUUGGGCCAAGAGGCCCCCCUGGGUUACCUGGCCUACCUGGAUCUCCAGGGUAUGGAAUAGUUGGACCUCCCGGCCCACCAGGCCCUCCUGGACCCCCAGGACCCCCAGCGAUAUAUGGCUCAGCAGCUGCAGUUCCAGGGCCACCAGGUCCUCCCGGGGAGCCAGGGUUACCAGGAACCAGGAACCUGGUUACAACAUUCAGAAAUAUUGACAGCAUGUUGCAAAAGGUUCAUUUAGUGGCAGAAGGUACAUUAAUCUACCUGAGUGAAAGUAGCGAGGUGUUUAUCCGUGUUCGAGGAGGAUGGAGAAGAUUGCAGCUUGGGGAAUUAAUUCCCAUCCCAGCUGACAGCCCUCCACCUCCGGCAAUUUCAGGCUAUGGAUUUCAGUCUCUUCCAGCACUAAGACCAGUUUCAACUAUUAAUCAUGGAAAACCAACACUGCAUUUGGUGGCUUUGAACUUGCCAUUUUCUGGUGCCAUGCGAGCUGAUUAUCAAUGCUUUCAACAAGCCCGAGCAGCUGGUUUAAUGUCAACAUACAGAGCUUUCCUGUCAUCCCAUUUGCAAGAUCUGUCUACAGUUGUGAGAAAAUCAGACAGAUACAAUCUACCAAUAGUUAAUCUUAAGGGAGAAAUACUCUUCAACAACUGGGAGUCUGUGUUUACUGGCAGCGGGGGACAGUUCAACAUCCAGAUUCCAAUAUACUCCUUUGAUGGAAGAAAUGUCAUGACAGAUCCAUCUUGGCCACAAAAAAUCAUAUGGCACGGGUCAACUGCAAACGGGAUCCGGCUAGUUCGCAACUACUGUGAAGCUUGGCGGACAGCUGACAUGGCAGUUAUGGGACAAGCAUCACCACUGACCUCUGGGAAACUUCUGGAGCAAAAGCCUUUCAGCUGCAGCAAUAAGUUUAUUGUUCUGUGCAUUGAAAACAGUUUCAUAGCCGAUAUCCGAAGAAAAUAAUUCAUCUGUUGCACGUAGAAAACAUUUGAAUUUUAUUUCAUAAAACAUUGACACUGAAAUUUAAUUUUAAUGGUGUAAAUAUUCUAUUUUUUUAUUGCACAUUUACAAAUAAAACCAAAGAGAGCAUACCUCAAGACAGAAUAUUCCGGCAGGGUGGAAUUCAGGCCUGGUUUAGAGGGCUGGCAGAUGGCCUUUGGUAUGGGGAGUCAGCAGGCUGCAUGGGGAGUCAGCAGGCUGAGCAACCAUGCAGAUGUGCCCGUUAAUCCCUGGUGUGCUGUGGAUCUGGUCUCCAUGUUGGCCUAGGCGGGGCUGGGGCUGGGGCUGAAGAUGACUUUGGGGAUGGGCCAAGUGUGAUCUGAGAGCAAGACCAAGGGAAGGCCCACAAAUCCAUGUUUGUUCAGAUCUGGUGGCUCUGG